ACCUUUCAUACCUUACAAAACUCGAACGUGUUCGUGUUGUGGGACUCUUUGCUAUCAAGCUCCGGAAGUGAUACUGAACAAAGAGUAUAGCUUCCCAGUGGAUUGGUGGGGCGUUGGUGCGUUCAUUUUCGAGAUGCUCUCAGGAAAGCCACCAUCCGGAAACGAUACAACGUGUAACACCCAGCAACGUACUACCUGCUACACUAUUAAGGCUUCGGUUCUCUUCAUGGUCAUGAUGGUGCUGUAUUCUGGUUUCAAUCUAUCUCGUAUCUUCGUCGCUUUUUUUGAGCUCUAUCUAUCGAAGAUCAGCGUUAUUUGGCUGAUCCCUACUGCGUGCGUUCUAGUACAAGCAGGCCAGCUUGUUUUUAGAAGGCGGGACAGAUCACAUCUUUCCCUAUUCGUCCUCAUCAAUAUCGCGCCAGGUAUACUGAGCACAUCAAUACUGUGGCUAGGAUGCGACCGGACACGUACAACAUUUACACUAUAGUGCUUGCUUGUACUUGUUCGAUGCUCUAGCAUUUGUUUCCAGGAGGCGAGAUAGUUCCUGUUGAAGUUAUUGACAAAGUAGUAAGUCGAAGACCCGAACUACAACUGUUAGCAGAUCCAGAUCACAUGAUCAAGUAGAGUUUUGAGCUCCCUUCGUCUAAUCUCAUCCACAAGAAUCAAAUCAGCCGCUGGCGCGUUG
Molecule: messenger RNA, 685 nt
Organism: Amoebophrya sp. A25
Lineage: Eukaryota; Dinophyceae; Syndiniales; Amoebophryaceae
Source: the annotation of a GenBank genome assembly